This is a messenger RNA of Castor canadensis (American beaver), 2514 nucleotides long. The record is from RefSeq and is a predicted model, not a curated record. Lineage: Eukaryota; Metazoa; Chordata; Mammalia; Rodentia; Castoridae.
AAGGAACAUCUCACUUAAAUUUUUUAAGUAAUGAGUGCUGAAAAUUUACCUGCUUUACCAAUACUAUUCUUAAUUUUGGGUGGCCAGGGUGUAAAACUUUUUAAACAGAAGUGUGAACAUUGACUUUACAACUGACCUUCAGCAAAGACAAUGUUCAGUUUUUUUAAAUUAUUUUUUAGGGAACACCUGGCACUUACUUGACAUCUCAUAAUCAGGCUUCUUAUACUCAAGAAACAGCUAAGCCCUCAGUGGGGUCUAUCUCUCUUGGACUGCCACGGCAGCAGGAAUCUACCAAAUCAGCUACUUUGCCUUAUAUCAAGCAGGAAGAAUUUUCUCCCCGAAGCCAAAACUCACAGCCUGAGGGUUUAUUAGUCAGGGCCCAACAUGAAGGUGUGGUCAGAGGUACCACAGGAGCCAUCCAAGAAGGAAGUAUAACUCGGGGAACUCCAACCAGCAAAAUUUCAGUGGAGAGCAUACCAUCCCUACGGGGCUCUAUCACUCAGGGGACCCCAGCUCUCCCCCAGGCUGGUAUACCAACUGAUGCUUUGGUGAAGGGAUCCAUUUCCAGGAUGCCCAUUGAAGAGAGUAGUCCUGAGAAAGGCAGAGAGGAAGCUGCAUCCAAAGGCCAUGUUAUUUAUGAAGGCAAAAGUGGACAUAUCUUAUCAUAUGAUAAUAUUAAGAAUGUCCGAGAAGGGACCAGGAGUCCAAGAACAGCUCAUGAAAUCAGUUUAAAACGAAGCUAUGAAUCAGUGGAAGGAAAUAUGAAGCAAGGAAUGUCAAUGAGGGACUCUCCUGUGUCAGCACCAUUAGAGGGGCUGAUAUGCCGAGCAUUACCCAGAGGAAGCCCUCAUUCUGACCUCAAAGAAAGAACUGUGCUCUCUGGCUCCAUAAUGCAGGGCACACCAAGAGCAACACCUGAAAGCUUUGAAGAUGGCCUUAAAUAUCCUAAACAGAUUAAAAGAGAAAGUCCUCCCAUCCGAGCAUUUGAAGGUGCCAUUACCAAAGGAAAACCAUAUGAUGGCAUCACCACCAUCAAAGAAAUGGGCCGUUCCAUCCAUGAAAUCCCACGGCAAGAUAUUUUAACUCAGGAAAGCCGAAAAACUCCAGAAGUGGUACAGAACACAAGGCCAAUAAUUGAAGGUUCCAUUUCCCAGGGCACACCAAUAAAGUAUGACAGCAACUCAGGUCAAUCUGCCAUCAAACACAAUGUCAAAUCCUUGAUCACUGGGCCUAGCAAACUACCCCGUGGAAUGCCUCCACUGGAAAUUGUAGCAGAGAACAUAAAAGUGGUAGAACGGGGAAAAUAUGAGGACAUGAAAGCAGGCGAGCCAGUGCGUUCCCGGCACACAUCGGUGGUGAGCUCUGGCCCCUCCGUUCUCAGGUCUACACUUCAUGAAGCUCCCAAAGCACAGCUGAGUCCAGGAAUUUAUGAUGACUCCAGUGCUCGCAGGACUCCUGUGAGUUAUCAAAACACCAUAUCUAGAGGCUCACCCAUGAUGAACAGAACUUCUGAUGGUAUGUUACUUUUGUUGCCUGGUAUGAUCAUUUUUACUAUACUUUCUCACCUUUGGCAAAUAGGAAAUAAUCAGAUAGGUAGCUUUAUAGAUUAUCACAAGAUCUUGAGACUGUGCAUGAAACUAGGGCCAUAGAGUGUACAAAAUUAGCCAUAAUUUUAGGCAAAGUACCUAACUGUUUAAAUUCAGCACAGGUAUGAUGUCUAGAAAUGCCCAGCGUAAGCAUAUUUUUUUUUAAUGGAUUUUUAGCCUAUCAUGUAAGGUUUUCUGAAAGUCCGUUUUGGCACUUGUUUCUCCAGGUGGUAGAUGAAAGUUUAGGCUCUAGAGCAAAACUUCUUAGGCUUGAAUUAAACUUACACAAGUUACUUUUCUGUGCCUUGGUUUCCUCAUCUAUAAAAUGGUAACGUACUACUAAGACCUACCUGGAUUCUAGUAAAAUAAAAUGAGAUAGUGCACUAGCUGGGCAUGUUGCCACCUGUAAUAAUAGCCAGCGCUUGGGAGGCUGAGGCAGGAGGAUCAUGGGUUUAAGGCCAGACUGGGCUACAUAGUGAAACCCUGUCUCAAAGAUGAUUUAGCGCACUUAAGGAACUUACCAUAGAUUCUAGCAUAUACCACUCAAUAAUUAUCAACUCUUAUCAUCAUCACAACCCCAUGUUGCUGUGAACUACAUCAUCACUAAGGUGAGAGGGCUUAAUUUUUUUUUUAAACUAGGUGGUCCCUGAAAUAGUCAAAGACCCUUAAAAAUUCAUCUUAUUUUUAAUUUCAUUAUAAUACAUAUUAUAUUGAGGGGUCAACAGGUGAGGUCCUGGGCUGGUAGGUGAAUUGUAAAGGUGAAAAAGGGAAGAGAGGAGUAACACGGGGAGGAAGGAAGGGUGUGCUCAGUUUGGGUAUGGGUAGGGGUAUGAAUCCAAAUCUGUUUGCUCUAGUUUGGACUGAGAAUUGCCCUCCAGUAGGAAAAGGCAACCACAAUUGAACAAAUUGGGCUUUGAAGGGAAUCUGA